This is a messenger RNA of Procambarus clarkii (red swamp crayfish), 1362 nucleotides long. Lineage: Eukaryota; Metazoa; Arthropoda; Malacostraca; Decapoda; Cambaridae. The record is from RefSeq and is a predicted model, not a curated record.
AUGGUUCCCCCGCCUGGAUGGUUCUACCACCUGGAUGGUUCCACCGCCUGGAUGGUUCCCCCGCCUGGAUGGUUCCACUGCCUGGAUGGUUCCCCUGUGCCUGGAUGGUUCCCCCCGCCUGGAUGGUUCCCCCGCCUGGUUGGUUCCCCCCCCUGGAUGGUUCCACCGCCUGGAUGGUUCCACCGCCUGGAUGGUUCCCCCGCUGCAUGGUUCCCCCGACUGGAUGGUCCCCCCGCCUGGAUGGUUCCACUGCCUGGAUGGUUCCCCCGCCUGGAUGGUUCCACCGCCUGCAUGGUUCCCCGACUGGAUGGUCCCCCCGCCUGGAUGAUUCCCCCGCCUGGAUGGUUCCACCGCCUGCAUGGUUUCCCCGACUGGAUGGUCCCCCCGCCUGGAUGGUUCCACUGCCUGGAUGCUUCCCCCGCCUGGAUGGUUCCACCGCCUGCAUGGUUUCCCCGACUGGAUGGUCCCCCCGCCUGGAUGGUUCCACCGCCUGGAUGGUUCCCCCGCCUGGAUGAUUCCACCGCCUGGAUGGUCCCCCCCCGCCUGGAUGGUUUCCCCGCCUGGAUGGUUCCACCGCCUGGAUGGUUCCACCGCCUGGAUGGUUCCCCCGCCUGGAUGGUUCCACCGCCUGCAUGGUUCCCCCGACUGGAUGGUCCCCCCGCCUGGAUGGUUCCACUGCCUGGAUGGUUCCCCCCGCCUGUAUGGUUCCACUGCCUGGAUGGUUCCCCCCGCCUGGAUGGUUCCCCCGCCUGGAUGGUUCCCCCGACUGGAUGGUCCCCCCCGCCUGGAUGGUUCCCCCGCCUGGAUGGUUCCCCUGCCUGGAUGGUUCCACCGCCUGGAUGGUUCCCCCACCUGGGUGGUUCCCCCUGCCUGGAUGGUUCCCCCUGCCUGGAUGGUUCCCCCGCCUGGAUGGUUCCCCCGCCUGGAUGGUUCCCCCUGCCUGGAUGGUUCCCCCCACCUGGAUGGUUCCCCCGCCUGGAUGGUUCCCCCUGCCUGGAUGGUUCCCCCCACCUGGAUGGUUCCCCCGCCUGGAUGGUUCCCCCGCCUGGAUGGUUCUACCACCUGGAUGGUUCCACCGCCUGGAUGGUUCCCCCGCCUGGAUGGUUCCACUGCCUGGAUGGUUCCCCUGUGCCUGGAUGGUUCCCCCCGCCUGGAUGGUUCCCCCGCCUGGAUGGUUCCCCCACCUGGAUGGUUCCACCGCCUGGAUGGUUCCACCGCCUGGAUGGUUCCCCCGCCUGCAUGGUUCCCCCGACUGGAUGGUCCCCCCGCCUGGAUGGUUCCACUGCCUGGAUGGUUCCCCCGCCUGGAUGGUUCCACCGCCUGCAUGGUUCCCCCGACUGGAUGGUCCCCCCGCCUGGAUGA